AAGUUGACUUUUCCUGCAUAGGAGCAGUUGUUGUGAGGUGAAUCUGGGUCUUUAAAUGGAGGGUUCUUAAAUUUGUGAUGAAAUUAAAUGGGGAGCAAGAUCAUGGCUUCUGACGUGAAGGUCGAAGUCGUUCACAAGGAAACAAUUCGUCCAUCCUGUUCAACUCCUCCGCACCUCAAAACUACCAAUAACCUCUCAUUUUUUGAUCAGCUUGUUCCUCCAAUUCAUAUCCCACUGCUUCUCUUCUACCCCAUCUGCAACAGCGGUGAUGAUUUUGAGGUCAAUGAUAUCAAUCACCGAUCUUUGGUUGCGGAAAGAUCCAAGCUUCUAAAGACAUCUUUAUCUGAAGCCCUCACUCUCUUCUAUCCCUUUGCAGGAAGUUUCCAGUUUAAUGAUUCAAUCUGUUGCAAUGACCAGGGGGCUGUGUUUCUUGAAGCCCAAGUCAACUGUCCCAUGUCAAAGAUUUUUGACAAACCAGAUCUUGGAAUGCUAGGGCAAUUGCUUCCAAAUGAUCAUACAAGUCAUCUUCUACAAGUCCAGGCCAAUUUCUUCGAAUGCGGUGGAUUGGCAAUCGGAGUCAAUAUUUCGCAUAAGGUGGCGGAUGUUUCCACACUCAGUAAAUUCAUUAAUCGCUGGGCUGCAAUUGCACUCGGCUCGCCAAGAACUAUUGAUGUGGUGCCUCUCGUAGCAUUUGGGGCUGCAUCUUCUCUUUUCCCACCACUAGAUUUCCUAAACUCACCGCCAGCGCCAACUCCAACUAGUGACAUGAAAUUUGAUAUUAAAGAAACGUGCACGACAAGGAGAUUUGUGUUUGAUGGCUCAAAGAUUGCUGCUCUCAAGUCCGAAGCUGCCAGUGCCAGCGUGCCAAAUCCAACACGAGUUGAAGUAGUGUCCGCACUCAUUUGGAAAUGUGCAAAGGAAGCGUCAAGAUCGAAAUUGGGUUCAGUAAGGCCCUCUUCAUGGUGUCAAACAGUGAACAUGAGGAAAGUACUUGCGCAGACCUUGGCAGAUAAAGAUUUGCUAGGGAAUGUUGUGGGGUUGGUUACAUCAAAGACGGAAGAAUCUAGCAGUGAAGCACAUGAUCAUGAUCUUCGAAGCCUGGUUACUAUACUGAGGAAGGGCAUUGAGGAAUUUAAAGAAAAAUAUAGAAAUGGAGUUAGAGGGGAGGAAUUCUGUCAACUUUUCAUGGAGAAUGUGAACCUCAUUAUGAAAAAGGAUGAUACAGACAGCUAUAGUUCCACCAGUUGGUGCAGGUUUCCGCUAUACGAAUCCAAUUUUGGUUGGGGAAAGCCAUCAUGGGUCUUCAUUUCUAGUGUUGGUUCCAAGAAUUCAACUGUCUUACUGGAUGCAAGAGAUGGCGAUGGAAUAGAAGGGUCCUUAACUUUCAACGAAGAAGACAUGGCCAUAUUUGAAAGCAAUGAGGAGCUGCUUGAAUAUGCAUCUUUGAAUCCAUCUGUAAUUUAAUUUGUAACCCCCCCACAAAAGAACCUUCUCUAGCGCUUAAUUUCUUAGAUGGGUAUUGGAUGAGUUGGUUGAUCACUCAUUGUAUUGAUGCUUGUACGCUAGGUUGUACCAAAAAUAAAGUCUAAAACUAGUGCUUUCACUAAAUGAAUUCAGGCAUGUUUCAAAUUGGUAAGGGUUAAAACUAGUGUUUUUGAGUCA
Malus domestica (apple) is the source of this 1662-nucleotide messenger RNA. RefSeq names its product BAHD acyltransferase At5g47980-like. The record is from RefSeq and is a predicted model, not a curated record. Lineage: Eukaryota; Viridiplantae; Streptophyta; Magnoliopsida; Rosales; Rosaceae.